AUGUCCUCCGCCUCAGCGUCGCCAGACCCUGCGCAGAUGCGUGCGGCAGGCGGCAGCAACAGCUCCCCUCCCGCGUCGCCGAUCCCCGACCGGCCUUCGUCGCCCGACCUGCCCCUGACGAUGACAGCGUCCAUGGUGCUUACGACACUGCCGCGCGACGCCACGGCUGCACUGGCUGCUGCAGGCGGCUUCGCGAGCGACAAGAUCGUGGUGCGCUUCAAACCGGUCGGCUCGGCGCCGGCGGUGCGCCGCGAGUUGUGCAAGAUAAGCAGCGACCAGAAGUUCGAAACGGUCGUCGCGUACCUGCGGCGUGUGCUACGCGUCAAGUGCACUGAGAGUGUCUUUCUGUACGUGAAUAGCACGUUUGCGCCGGCGCUGGACGAGGUGGUGGGGAAUUUGCAUCGGUGCUUCAAAGACUCGAACGACCAGCUGAACGUUGCUUACUCGAUGACUCCAGCUUUUGGAUGA
Molecule: messenger RNA, 468 nt
Organism: Phaeoacremonium minimum UCRPA7
Lineage: Eukaryota; Fungi; Ascomycota; Sordariomycetes; Togniniales; Togniniaceae
Product: putative ubiquitin-like protein atg12 protein
Exons: 2
Coding region: 1-468 (155 amino acids)
Biological process (GO): autophagosome assembly; C-terminal protein lipidation; autophagy of mitochondrion
Cellular component (GO): cytoplasm; phagophore assembly site membrane; Atg12-Atg5-Atg16 complex
Source: RefSeq, a predicted model, not a curated record